Lytechinus pictus (painted urchin) is the source of this 1602-nucleotide messenger RNA. RefSeq names its product nucleoside diphosphate kinase A2-like. NCBI's taxonomy places the organism in Eukaryota, Metazoa, Echinodermata, Echinoidea, Temnopleuroida, Toxopneustidae. The coding region runs from base 81 to 614 and encodes 177 amino acids. The transcript is spliced from 4 exons. Gene Ontology annotation, molecular function: nucleoside diphosphate kinase activity. The record is from RefSeq and is a predicted model, not a curated record. Gene Ontology annotation, biological process: CTP biosynthetic process; GTP biosynthetic process; UTP biosynthetic process.
GCACUUGAGAAGUUGAGUUCGAGCGAGGUCGACGCGAUAUUGCGCAAGCGUGCUAUCUGUGGAAACCUCUUCCGGGUUGGAUGAUCUUCAUGGUCCACGUUUUCCACAUGGUCUGCACUCUUUUAGCAGUAUUUUCAGCAUUUUGCAGGACAAUGGCUAAGAAUGAAGAGAGGACUUUUAUAAUGGUGAAGCCCGACGGAGUCCAGCGUGGGCUUAUCGGAGACAUCGUCCACCGAUUUGAGAAGCGUGGAUAUAAGCUUGUCGCUGGAAAGAUGAUGAAGGCCAAUGAGGAUCUCCUCAACCAACAUUAUAGUGACCUGAAGGAGAAGCCAUUCUUCCCUGGUCUCAUCAAACACAUCGCAAGUGGACCAGUCUUUGCUAUGGUUUGGGAAGGAAAGUCUGUUGUGAAACAGGGCCGUGCAAUGCUUGGUGAAACUGAUCCUCUGAAGUCAUUGCCCGGAUCGAUCCGUGGUGACUAUUCCAUUGACAUGGGCCGCAACAUUAUCCAUGGAUCUGACAGUGUAGAGUCGGCUAACAAAGAGAUAGCGCUCUGGUUUAAAACUGACGAGGUCAUAAGCUAUAAACUCUGCACAGAAAGCAGCGUGUAUGAAUAACAACAUUUCUUAUUAACUUUCAAAAUCAACCAUGAGUGCAAAAUAUUGUGACUAUAUGUUCUGCCUUGCCUCACGUAUACUUGUAUGCUCCAUGGGUACAACAUGGUUUAGGAGAGUGUAACAAUCAUAAUUCCUAAAUUUGGCAAUCUUUAGUGAAAAUCUCCAACAAAAGGAUAACAUUUUAUUGAAUGCUACAUUGCAUUACGUUGUCAUUGUAGCAGUCAAUGGACUGUGUAUCCACUAUUGAUACACUUCACACAAAAGGUACCUAUGGUAUCGUACACAUUUAUUUGCCAACCAUCUUCUUAUUUUGCACUCAUAGCUGGAUUUUUCAGGUAAUUUAAUGACCAAUAUGUAGUGUUAAACAUUUUUUGUGUCCCAUACCGUUAUGUCCAAUCACAGCAAACUGAAGAAAGUAUUUACAGAUGGUGUCUUUUCAAUGCAGUUAUGUCUCGUCAAAUCCAAUAACGACACACAUAAAAUAAGUAACAAUGAUUUUACUAAUAGCUGUAUCCUGAGGGAUAAAGAUCUAUCAUGUUGUAAUUGAAUUCUACCUAACAAAUUUGUUCUCUUGUUUUCUGUAUUAAAUGAAGUAGCAUUUAUGUCUAGUUAUGACUCAUUGAAUAUGAUCAUGUCCUUAAUUGAUGUUGCCAAUACUUGUAUUUAUUUUCCACUUGUAAAAUGUUUCAUUGUUUAAAGCACAAUUCGAUGUAAUCUCUGUGCCUAAUUUCACACUUGCGUGUUGGUCAUGAACCAAAAUUCAUUCCAAAUGGAUUUGAGGUGGUAUUUUUGUAGCUGAACUACACUGUAUUCCAGACUGAUACCGCCGGAAGCAGUAUUCAUGUAAGAUUAUUCUUAAUAGCCAAGGUAAUCUUCCAGAAUAUGACAAUUGACAAUGACAGCCAGUCACUGCAUAUGUACCAUACAUUAGUCUGCCAUUUUGUUCAAUGAUUUAUGGGAAGAAAAUAUAUGAGGAAGAACACUGUAA